Prunus avium (sweet cherry) is the source of this 907-nucleotide messenger RNA. Its product is annotated as peptidyl-prolyl cis-trans isomerase CYP19-4. The record is from RefSeq and is a predicted model, not a curated record. Gene Ontology annotation, molecular function: cyclosporin A binding; peptidyl-prolyl cis-trans isomerase activity. Gene Ontology annotation, biological process: protein folding; protein peptidyl-prolyl isomerization. NCBI's taxonomy places the organism in Eukaryota, Viridiplantae, Streptophyta, Magnoliopsida, Rosales, Rosaceae. Gene Ontology annotation, cellular component: cytoplasm; intracellular membrane-bounded organelle.
CCAAAACACCAAAAUUUCCUACGUGUCGAAAUCGUAUUGGCUGGAACACUGAACCCUAAGACUCUUCUAUGUGAAUGUGUACUUCAUCAGUACCAUAUCUGAGAGAGAGACAGAAACACUGAGACUUUGAAGAACUGAAGAAGCAAGAGAUGGCUCGGACGACGUCGUUUUUGCUCUGCACCCUCGUCCUUUUCGGAACCCUAGCUCUCAUCCAGGCAAAGAAGUCAAAGGAGGAUCUGAAGGAAGUGACCCACAAAGUUUUCUUUGAUGUUGAGAUUGCUGGCAAGCCUGCUGGUCGGGUUGUAAUCGGUCUCUUUGGGAAGACGGUUCCCAAGACUGCAGAAAAUUUUCGAGCUCUUUGCACAGGGGAGAAGGGCAUUGGAAAGAGUGGAAAACCUCUCCAUUUCAAGGGUAGCAAAUUUCAUAGGAUUAUACCCAGUUUCAUGAUUCAGGGAGGUGAUUUCACACUUGGUGAUGGAAGAGGUGGAGAAUCAAUUUACGGAGAGAAGUUUGCUGAUGAGAAUUUCAAGCUGAAGCACACUGGCCCAGGGCUUUUGUCAAUGGCAAAUGCUGGUUCCGACACCAAUGGUUCACAGUUCUUCAUCACAACUGUGACAACUAACUGGUUGGAUGGCAGACAUGUUGUAUUUGGAAAGGUGCUGUCUGGAAUGGAUGUGGUUUACAAGAUUGAAGCCGAAGGAAAUCAGAAUGGCACACCCAAGAGCAAAGUCGCGAUCGCAGACAGUGGCGAACUUCCUCUCUAGAUGUUGCUAUCUUUCUCCAUAUACUGAGUGAUAGUAGUUGUAACUGUUCUACUUAUCCUUAAUUUUCCAUGUUUGAGAUCGCUGAAGAUGUUAUAAUAAUGUACCAAUAGAUUUCUUAAUUUGAAGUGGAUAUUUCAAGCUCC